UUGUCCUUUGGAAUUACGUGCAGCUUUUUUGAUGGUGAUAUCAUCAGCGGUGAUACCUAAUGGCAGGGAUUUUGCGCUUAGUGACCCAGAACCCUCAAGGUAGGGUACAGAAUGUGACAAAAAGUCUAGAAUCUCUCACCUCGACUGAUUGGAUUCGUCAUAAAUUUACCAAGUCAAGGAUUCCAGAUGAAGUGUUUCAACCUUCACCUGCAGCUCAUAAAAAAUAUGGUGGGGACCCUCAACACCCUCAUAAAUUGCACGUUGUCACCAGAAUUAAAAGUGUGCAAAGAAGACCAUAUUGGGAAAAGGAAAUCAUAAAACUCCUUGGACUGGAAAAAGCACAUACUCCACAAGUACAUAAGAAUAUCCCUUCAGUGAAUGCAAAAUUGAAGGUGGUUAAACAUCUGAUAAGAAUCCAGCCAUUAAAAUUGCCACAGGGACUUCCAACAGAAGGUCAGAUGUCAGAAACUUGCCUCAAGACCACAGGUGAAUUAGUUGUACGGUGGCAUCUAAGACCAUUGGGACAAAAGGCAAUUAAGGCCUAAUUGCUUUCUCAUUUUCUUUAAAUAUUCUUCAUGUGUUUUUAUUAAAAUGGGUUUUAAACACCAA
Molecule: messenger RNA, 609 nt
Organism: Vombatus ursinus (common wombat)
Lineage: Eukaryota; Metazoa; Chordata; Mammalia; Diprotodontia; Vombatidae
Product: 39S ribosomal protein L30, mitochondrial-like
Exons: 5
Coding region: 60-545 (161 amino acids)
Biological process (GO): translation
Cellular component (GO): large ribosomal subunit; mitochondrion
Molecular function (GO): structural constituent of ribosome
Source: RefSeq, a predicted model, not a curated record